AUGUUCUCGAGCUUCACCAACCUUGUUAAACCGUGCGGACGCGCCAACAUCCCAGUCCGGAUCCCGAACGAUGACACCACUUUCAAUCCUAAGGAGUAUCCGAACGUGAUCUUUACAGCCAAGGGCUCCAUGUCUGGAAAGGUCACCCUUGUCCAUGGUGGCUCCGAAACCGAUGAGACGGGGCUGGGCCUGAUCUCGACGCGCAUUUGGGUUACCAGGGAGAGUGACAAGGAGAACGUUGUCAUCCGUCCUUCCUUUGAUAACAAGACUCACACUUUCUUCUUGGAGGCGCCAAACAACUGGGGCCCAAACAGCAUUUACCACGAAACCUUAAUCCAGUAUCCGAGAUCCACAACCUCGGUCGAGUCUCUGACUGUCGAGGCCCCCGCCACGAGCCUCACUGGUACCCAUCUCCAGAAUCUACUCUUUGGCAACAUCCAAACUGCGCUCACAAACGCCUCCAUCUCCCUCGAAGACGUCCGCACUGAUACGGCGCGUCUGCAUACUUCAAACGGCAACAUCAACGGCACAUUUGAUGCCGGCCACAUCGAACUUGUGUCCUCAAAUGGCUCCAUCCGUGCAAAGAUCAAUAUUCGUGACGCCUUGGAUGGCGAACAAUCCAAGGCCAUAAUCAAGACCACGAACGGAUCGUUCGAUCUCCAUGCUACAGCGACAGAGACUUCUCGUGGAUUGUGGAUGAGAAACAGUACCAGCAAUGGAAAUCUGGUUCUGGGUGCGGUUCUGGGCAAGGCCGACAGAGCCUCGUUUAUCGGAGCCACGACGACGAAUGCAAGGAUUGAUUUCAGUCUGGAUGCAAGUCAAACGGGCCAGCCUCUCGAGAUCGAGAACAGAAGCUCGAACGGCAGCAUUACUUCAUCGACCAUGGUCCCUGUGAACCAACACUGCAGAGGAUCUGCAGAAUCCUCAAACUCUUCUGUCAACGUCAACUUGACGGAAGAGUUCCAAGGACGAUUUGAAGUCGAGACCAGCAACGCCUCUACGACCGUCCAGGGAACUGAGCUGACCAUGCAGCAGGACAAGAAGACCUCCAAGAGAGGAUACCGCAUCCAUGAAGGACCCAGCGAGUUCAAGGUCCGCACCUCUAACAGCUCCGCGUCCCUGUCCUUCUAUCCAUCUGGACACAGCCUCGCGGCCGAUUCGAAAUAUUAA
This is a messenger RNA of Gamsiella multidivaricata, 1170 nucleotides long. RefSeq lists its product as uncharacterized. The coding region runs from base 1 to 1170 and encodes 389 amino acids. NCBI's taxonomy places the organism in Eukaryota, Fungi, Mortierellomycota, Mortierellomycetes, Mortierellales, Mortierellaceae. The record is from RefSeq and is a predicted model, not a curated record. The transcript has 3 exons.